CCGGUCGGUCUCUGAUAACCGGGGAAAUGGCCACCUCGGACCGCUUCCAGUAUCUGCAGGCACUGGUUACCGAAUUCCAGGACACGGAUAGUGCAGGUAUUAUGUGAAUCAGGGGGUGGCAACAAUGGGUAGAACUACAACUCCCAUGAGUAAGGCUGGCAAAGCAUCACGGGAGAUGUAGUUUUUUGUAGCUAUCCCUAGGUAUCAGCUGUAGUACAGCCAGGGAUGUUUGUGAUGUUUCCUCUCUAAUUCCUCCAUAUAUUGUUUAAACACACUAUCCAGAGGUUCCUUUGAUAUGGUGCCCCACCUCCCCCCCCCCCGUAAUUAUUUUACCUAUAUUAAGGGUGGCUUUUAUAAUUACCACUCAUGCUUUACCAUUUACCAGGCUUUUCCUGCACAUUUGCACCAAACCUGAGCUACAUGCUUGUACAGCGCUAUGGAAUCUGAUGGCUCUAUAUAAAUAAUAAUAAUAAUGUAAAUGUCAAUCAGAAUUUCUCACUAUACUAAUGUACAUUAUAUUGUAUUUCUGAUGUACUUGUACUCCUUGUAUAGUGAUCUGACAGAUCUAGAGCAAAGCCAGGGUGGAACAAAACAACUACAAUUGUGUAACACAGUCAACAUUAAAUAAUGAGUGAAUAUCGCACUCAUAAAAGUCUAGGAUAUGUAAACCUUGGAUGGUUCCUAGAAGUCACCAUGAUGUCAUCCUCUGCCACAAUGGAACCCCUAAUUACUUAUUUUUAGCAAGAGUCCCUUAAUGAAACCUGUAUAGAGAACCGUGCAUGAUACUGAAAUUAUAAAAAUAAUAAAUUUAUUUUACGUAACUUUAACAAAGCAAAAAAAGGUGUAAAUAAACUUAUCUCAAAUAUCCUCUUUAGUUGCCUUUGCCCUAUGCGUUUCGUCACAUAGCUGUGGCUUCCUCAAGGUCCCAAAUAAUAUUACAAUAAUACUUUGUUUUUCUGUACUGAAUUAUAAACGGUUUGUGCCUUUAGUACCCCAUACUUUACAUUUUUGUUUUCUAAUCCAUUUUUUUUUUUUUUAUCAUCGCAGAGGCAAAAGAACAGGUUCUUGCAAACCUUGCCAACUUCGCAUACGAUCCACGUAACUUCUCAGACCUUAGGAAGCUGCAGGUAAUAGAUCUGUUCCUGGACAUGCUAACUGAGGAGAAUGAAACAUUUGUGGAAUUUGGAAUCGGUGAGUGAUUACAUAGAUUGUAAGGAAUGCUUAAAAUGGCUGGCCAGUAAAUAUGUACAAUUUUUAAAAUAGUUGGGUUGAUAAGGUAACAAGGAAAGCGUAAGGACAAAUGUCAUCAAAAUUUCACUUUUUUUUUUAAACGUUUUUUACAUAGUUACAUAGCUGAAAAGAGACUUGCGUCUAGGGAUCGACCAAUAUUGUUUUUUUUAGAGCCGAUACCGAUAAUCUGUGACCUUUCAGGCCGAUAACUUGACGAUAUUCUGUACAUUUACCAAUUUGAAAAAAUAACCGAUUUCUAAAGGUAGAUGCACAAAAUAUACAUGCCAGUGGAUGCAGUGUGUUUAGACAGGGAAGGUGUGUGUGUGUGUGUGUGUAGUGGAUGCAGUGUGUGUUUGUGUAGUGUGUGUAUAUAUUGGAUGCAGUGUGUGUUUGUGUAGUGUGUAUAUAAUGGAUGCAGUGUGUGUUUGUGUAGUGUGUAUAUAAUGGAUGCAGUGAGUGUGUAGUGUGUAUAGUGACUGCAGUGAGUGUUUGUGUAGUGUGUGUAUAUAUAUAUAGUGAAUGGAAAGUGUGUGGAUAGUGGAUGCAGUGUGCGUAAAGUGAAUGCAGUGUGUUUGUGUAGUCUGUGUAUAUAAUGAAUGCAAAGUGUGUGUUUGUAUAGUGUGUUUGUGUAGUGCAGUGUGUGUGUGUGUGUGUGUGUGUGUGUAAAUAAUGUAGUUUGUGUAUAUAAUGCAGUGUUUGUGUAGUGUGUGUAUACAAUGCAGAGUGUGUGUUUUUGUGUAGUGUGUGUAUAUAAUGCAGUAUUUGUGUAGUGUGUAUAUAAUGCAGUGUGUGUAUAUAAUGCAGUGUGUGUAUAUAAUGCAGAGUGUGUGUAUUUGUGUAGUUUGUGUGUAUAUAAUGAAUGCAGUGUGUUUUUGUAUAGUGUGUGUGUUUGUGAAGGGAUGUAAUUUGUGUAAAAUGGGCAGGAGGAGAGGCUUAUGUAUUCUUGACCCCAAAGAGCAUAACUUUGCAUUUCUCUACGUUAAAUAGAGAUGAAUUGAAUCAAUAUAUCUCUAUGAGGAAAGUUCAGUGUCUCCAUGCACAUUGUGCAGCACUACCCCAGGAAGCACCUCUAGUAGCCAUCUGAGGAGUGGCCGGUGGAGGUAUCCCUAGGUUGUAAUGUAAACACUGCAUUUUCUCUGAAAAGACAGUGUUUACUGCAAAAAGCCUGAAGGGAAUGAUUAUACUCACCAGAACAAAUACAAUAAGCUGUAGUUGUUUUGGUUACUAUAGUGUCGCCUUAAAGCAGAUCUGUCACCGUCUGGGGUCAUUGCAUUAUUUGCAAAUACCUUUAACAGGGACAUUGUUGUGCAGGGGUCAGGUAAAGGUGAGAUUUACUUACCUAUUCUUUACAAGAGCCACUGUCCCCUUCCUGCUGCUCGUUUUCAGUUCCUGGCACUUCAGCUGCAAGAAGUCUGUGUCAGAAAGGUAUUCUUGCACAUAUGCAAGAGUACAGCAUUUAGGUCUAUGGAGGAGACCGCAGGGAUCCUCUGUUGUGACGGCUGGGGGAAGUGAAAAGCUUGACCUAGUUUCAAGCUUUGUAAGGCGUAGGAGGAAUACUUAGACAAAGUAAGUCCAUACUUUAUCUCAGUAUAUCUUUUGACUGGGUUGGGAUUUCAGUGAAUUCCCAAGUCUGGCUGAUGGCAAAGAGAAGUUAAGUUGCAAAACAAUUGGUCUUUUGUUGCUGGACUUCUCACUGUGAUUUCAGAUGGAAAUCACCAAUUGUAAACCAAAGAUUGGUUAAGGAAUUUUCUCCCGAAAUAACCACAACUAUGGUAUGCAAGAGGUAAUAUCUCAACUGGAGCAGCAUUUCAGAGAUUCACCCAGUUACUGCCCUGAAGUCAAAUGAAGUUAGGACAUUAUGUGGACAAUAUUGACACUUACAGAUAACUGGUGCAUAUCCUGGAUUUUUCCUACCCACGGGUGACUGGAAACAGGAUUUGAUUGGCUAGGUCUAUCUUCUUUGUGUAGCAGUGUGGCUAUAUACACUCAUCAGCCACAAUAUUAAAACCACUGCCUGGUGAAGUUAAUAAUAUUGAUUACAUCGUUACAAUGGCACCCGUCAAUAGGUGGGAUGUAUUAGGAAUUUCAUGUGUUGGAAGCAGGAAAAAUGGACAAGUGAAAAGAACUGAGUGAUUUUGACAAGGGCCAGAUAGUGAUGUAUAUGGUGCUAGGUCAGAGCAUCUCCAAAAUUACAAGUUUUGUGGGGUAUUCUAGGUAUGCAGUGGUUAGUGCAAGGCAGGACAACCGGUGGACCAUCGUAAGGGUCGUGGGCACUUAAGGCUGUGUUGAUGCACAUGAGGAGCUAAGGCCAAUCACAUAGAAUAGCUACUGUAGCUCAAAUUGCUGAAUAACUGAAUGCUGACCAUUAUGGAAAGGUGUCAGAACACACAUUGCAUCUCAGUUUGCUGCGCAUGGGGCUGCGUAGCCACAGACUGACCAGAAUGCCUUUGAUGGCCCCUUCCACCACUGAAUGUGCCUUCACUGAGAACGUGAGUGUCAGAACUGGACCAUGCAGCAAUGGAAGAAGGUUAGCUUGGUCUGAUAAAUCACGUUUUCUUUUAGAUCAGGUGGAUGGCUUGCUGUUUGUGCGUCAUUUACCUGGGGAAAAGAUAGCAGCAGCAUGCACUGUGGGAAGAAGGCAGGCCAGUGGACUCAGUGGUAUGCUCUGGGCAAUGUUCUGCUGGGAAACCUGGGUCAUUGCAUUCACAUGGAUGUUACUUUGACAUGUACCACCUACGUAGAGUUUGUUGCAGGCCACAUACACCCCUUCAUGGCAGUAGUGUUCCCUGGUGCUUUGGCCUUCAAAUUCCCCAGAUCUCAAUCCGGCUGAGUAUCUGUGGGAUGUGCUGGAACAGCAAAUCUAAUCCAUGGAGGCUCCAUCUCUCAAUCUGCAGGACUUUUAAAGGAUCUGCUGUUAAUGUGCUGGUGCCAGAUACCACAGAACACAUUCAGAGAUCUUGUGGAGUCCGUGCCUUGACACAUCAUACCUGUGUUGACAGCACAGGGGGGGACCUACACAAUAUUAGGCAGGUGGUUUUAAUGUGGCUGAUCAGUUUGGAUAUGUUGUGUAGGAAGCAGUUAAAUAAGACAGACAACAUCAAGAUAACUGGGACACCACCAUUCUUUGUCUGCACACAUGUAGCCACUAGAAUUGUAUAGAGAUUAAUUAACUUGCCUGCUGCUGCUGCUGCAUUUGCAUUCUUUUUUUUUUUUUUUGGGAUCCUAGACUGGCUAGAAACAGAAAAAAGAAAUAUGCGACAGGCAUACAGUCAAAAAUUAGACAUCAAAAGCACAUCAUCAUACAAGAGACAAUUAUAUAAUAUGUAUCUUGUAAUAUCCAUCCACAACUUAUCUUUUCAAUAACUGGAAACCCUCAUUCAGGGAACAGGAAAAAGAAGUCCCUUUAGGGAGUGAAAGAGAAUAAACAAAAAAAAAAAUUAAGUUAAAAGAGAGAAAAGUAUAGGUGACCAGAAAGGACAAAGGUGAUAAGGAAGAUAGGGAAGGGAGGAGAGGGGGUGUUCCCAUCCCACAGUAGAUAUAACUUCCUUGAAAAACUGUGCCAUUAGGAGCUAAUCAGAGUUAUCACAAGACAGCUCCAGAGGUUGCCAAACUUAUCAAUAAUUGCAACACUGUUCAACCUGUGCCGUGAGCUUGUCCAUCGAAAAAUUUGUCCUUUUUAUAUUCAGUAUGAUUUUACCAUUAUCUGAAUAUCGUCACUCAUUCACACCAGAGCCAAUGCCCUUCUUGAUGCCAAAUUAAUUUUAUUAUUAAACAACCUUAAUUUGUUCAGCAUGAGGCCUUCCAUAUAUAUCUGUAUACCAGGAGGACCCUGAGGAAGUCCAUUCGGACGAAACACGUAGGACCUGGUACCAUAACAACUUAUUUGUAUACUUAUACUUUUAAUUCUUUUAAAUAAAGAAGAACCCUUUUUUUUACUCCACAUCCUGAGUGGUAUUUCACCUUCCUUGGAGCAGGAGCAGUGUUUACGCCCCCCAUCUACAUCAGGGGAAGGCACCCUUGGGCGCUAAUCAUUCAUUAUAUUCUACACAGCGCACUUAUACUUUUCUUUUCUACAGUGUUGCACUAUUGUUUUAUUUUUUGUGUAGAUCCACAGCUGUAUGCUCAUUCUGUAUAUAUCUAUUCUGUAUUGGAGGGAUUAUUGCUGGGAUGUCCAUGGAGGAGGCUGAUAUCACUGUCUAUUUAGAUAAGUGUUGUAUAUCCACUUUUUUUGUUUCAAUGGCAAAAGGUGUUUGUUCUUUUGUACUAUAUACAAGUAUUUGGAUCAAUUUUUGUAUAACAUUAAGUAAAUAGUUUGGUUAGGUCAGCUGUCAGGGUUAUACCAAGAUACUUAAUAGAGUUCUAUGUUACUUUUACAUUUUAGGUGGAACCAACCAAUCCCACGCUAGUAGUAGAUGUAUUGUGAUGCCCUGCAGCUGCAUUUUGACACAGAGCAGAUCACAGCAGUGGGCGAGUUAGGUUGAGCAGCAGUUGGACAGAUGACAGUAGAAUCUGACCCAACAUGGAUGCUCAGCCAGAUUAACAAAGUAACAUUUUCUAAAUAAGUAAUCUAUAUACAUAAUAAUAAAAAAGUUUCCUUAAAUGUAAUAAACUUUUAAAAAUGCAAAAAUUUGAUGACAGUUCUUUAAUUUUACAAUUAUGGGGUUCUCCCCGCUCCCUUUGCUUUCCUUCUUACCUGGAAGCCUUGCAUUUGGUGUGAUGUAGAUGCAGACUCGUGCUUUAUUUAGCUCAGAUCAACAUCACUCACUUACUCACUCUUUAAUAAGCCGGGAUAUGAUGUCAAUACAAGGAAAGCUGAAUGGAGCACGGCUCUAUAUAACUGCUCUUGAUACUACCAGCAGGGUGUCUGUUGUUGCUGGUCUCUUGUCUGCUGAAGGCCACAUGGGGUAUACAGCAAUUGGUGAACUUAAAUUAACAGGCAACUUUGACUAGGCUCUAGAUAAGGCUGCAAUUAUGAAGUACCUGACCUUUAUGUGACUUUCUCUCUUCCUUUCCAGGUGGUCUUUGUAAUCUGUGCUUGGACAAAGCAAACAAGAGUCACAUUCUGUCUUCGGGUGGUUUACGCCUCGUCAUAAAUUGCUUGUCCAGCAAGCGAGAAGAGACGGCUUUAUCUGCUUUAACUACACUCAUGUACCUGAGCACCACUGCCUCUCGUGCGGACAUUACCAGCCCCCCGGUCGUAGAAUGCAUGGUCCGAUUCUCGCUCUCGGGUAAUCGCAGGAUACGGAACCUGGCCACCGUGUUUCUAGAGGAUUACUGUAGUGAAAAGCAAGUGCAGGAGGCAAGAGCCCAGAGCCAGCAUACACAUUCUGCACUUGGCAUCCCUCUCCCUGAUACCAGUCCACAUAAUUCAGGCGAAACACCAGAGCUGAAGUUAAAUUGAACAACAUGGGUGCUUGAUUCCCAAGGAAAACGUGAUCACUAAAGCUCCAUUUAUGUAGGAGCAACUCGAGACGUGAACAAGUUUAAACCUAUAUGUGAAACUUUCCAUUUAUGUUUGGGCUCUAGCAGCUUUCCCAGAGGGUAAGGGAUCCUUGUUGAAUAUAGAUGUUGUAAAAGUCUAGUCAGGUUUAGGAUGGCAUGUGGUUCUAUUGAUUUAGUUUUCCCACGGUUUAUGCAGAAGGACCAACUCUUCUGCAAUCUGUGAGAUAUGGAACUAUAAAAGGGACUGCCUAUGAUGGGAGCUUUCUACAGUUCUUUGUGAUCAACAUGGAGAGACAUGCCAAUUGUAAGAUAUAUAAACACAACCUAUAUCACUGUUUGGUGGAAUCUUGUCAAGGAAUGACUACACAUUAUAGCUUUGGACAUUUCUUGUGAUAUACUGGAUUAGAAUGUUUGUUCUGGUUAGCAGUUUUUUUUGGUUUUUUUAUUGCACCUUUUUGUAGAUACACUUGUUAAUGUCAGUGUUUUGUCCGUGUAACGCAAAUAUAGAAAAUAGUGGUAGGAAUCUGAACAUUAUUGGGAUCCAGUGUUUUCAGAACAUGUGUUUAUUUCCAGAUAACCCUAUAUUUGCAUUAUUGCUGUUCUAUCAUGUCAAAGAGAUUACUUAGCAGCACUGUCACGCUGAACUUACUUUUAUUGUUUUCUUUAAAAGAUAAAGUAGGGACUACUUUGUCAUAUGUAUUUUUCUUACGCCUGACAUUCUGACACAAGGAGGAUCUUAAGUCCGCUCCAUUUCCUGUGUAAAGGAGGGUGAGUAUGGGAAAACUUUGAUACAGUAAAUGGAGCUCACUUAAGCAUCUCAUUGGGUCAUAUAGAGAGAAGUGUACCAUACCUACAUCCCCCACCCCACCCAUAAGGUAAAGUAACUUCACACGACAAGGUUGCUCGACCCGAGAUAGCCACCGACGGGCACCUUUACGACUACUUUGUAAAGUGAUCUACCUGAACUAAUUCACAAAGUACUUAUGCUACCAACUUCUUGUUUAUAGUUUUAAGCUAUAAUUUUAUUAGCUCCUGACGACGGCGUGUAUUCACGCUGAAAAGCGUGUUGAGCGCUUUUUUAUUUUUAUUUACUUUUCACUAGGUAGCACUUGGUUAUUUAGCAAGUUUGGUUGAAGGUAGUUUACUAGUUUACAUAGGUGGCAUUAGUCAGGCAGUUUUAGUCCUGCGGUCAUUUAGUUUAGUAGGACUUCUAUCUGUUUAUUAGACGAGUGGGAACUUUGAAAUUUUUUCUUUUGGGUUAUCAGCUUGCAUUAGUCUAUUCAGUUUGGGUUCUUACAGAUUUAGGAGCCUUCUAUAUUGAGAGGAGCAUUUUGAGCCCUCUACCUCUCUCCUUUUUCUUUUUUUUUUUACUUACUGCUAUGUACUUUGGGGAAGGGUUAUUCCUCCCCUAUAGUUAGCAAGCUUUCAGUGGUUCUAAGGUGUAGAUAGGGUUUCUUUUGUCUACUCCUCCUACCUUUACCAUUGUAUUACCCACUUAUGCGUGUUUCCACCUUUUCCACUAUUAUCUGGUAACUACAUAUGUGUUUUUUCUGUGUGUUCAGAGCUACUACCAGGAUCCCCUUGCCUCAAGGGUCUCCUUUACUUUAUUUAUAAUUUGUUUGUAUAUUGCUGGGAAAACAGUGCAGUGUCCAGUGUAUUUACAGAAACCCUCCAGACGGGGGGUGGGGUGGAGACGGUAUGGCCACCUUGUGCAUAUCCCUGAAUGCCCGGGGACUAAAUACCCCGGAAAAGCGCUCCUUUGGGUUUGUUAGAACUAGCCAGGCUUAAAACCGAUGCGGCCUUCCUCCAUGAAACCCACUUCAGAAAGAAUGCGGCACCUAGCCUACAUAACCAUAAAUAUCCUACAGGGUUCUUCGGGAAUUAAACAGAAGCAAAAGUGCGAGGGGUGGCCAUACUGUUCGCGGCGCAGCUGCCGUUCACACUGAUGGAUCACAAAACAGAUGACAGGGUAAAAUAGGCUGUAAUGUAUUUACUUUUGUCAACAUGUAUUUCCCCAACAGACAUCAAUGUAGACAUCUUAAUAAAUGCUUAAUCUUAAUUGAAAAUUUCAUGGAGGGAGUGCUGGUGAUGGGAGGGGACUGUAAUGUAACUCUAGACACGACCACCUCAGCGACAGCACACUUUAACCCCACAUAGCGCCUUCUAGACCAAUCCCAACUCCUAGAAUGCUGGAUCAUUAUCAGCUCACAAGGGAGGGACUACUCCUUCUACUGCCCAGCAACCCACACCUACUCCAGAUUAGCCAUGUUUUUUCUCCCCCAUAGAUUCCAGCAUCUCAUGAAGUCAUGCACAUACGGCCCCAUCACCUGGUCUGACCACGCACCACUGUCUCUAGUUAUCCAAAUAUCCUCACUGCCAAUAAAAACCUUCCAUUGGAAACUCAAUGAUCUACUGCUCAAUGAUACAGAAGCAAUGCAAAAGCUACAAUCUGACAUCCAACAUUACUUCCAGGACAACAACGACCCUUCGACAGUCCCACAGACCUUAAGGCAGUCCCUUGACGCACCUCUCACAGAAGAAGAAUUUCAGAAAACGGUACAUGCGAUACCCCUAAAUAAAAGCCCAGGUCUGGAUGCAUACACGGCCAAAUACUAUAAAACCUUCACCGACAUAUUGACUGGCCCCUUCCUUAAAGCAUUCAACUCGCUCAGGGGCAGCUCUAGAAGCACACAUUACCAUACUCCCAAAACAAGGUAAAGAUUCUACAGCAUGCGGCAGUUACUGCUCGAUAUCCCUUAUCAAUGUGGAUUUAAAAAUAUUUACAAAAAUCUUGGCCACUUGACUGCACCCCAUACUAAAAGACUUGAUUCACCCAGAUAAAUCGAGCUUUGUUCCGGAAAGAGAAGCAAAACAAUACAAAAUUACUCAGUCUUCUUCACAUAUCUAAAACGUACCCUACUCAGAGCCUUCUCCUGUCGGUCGAUGCCAAAAGGCUUUCGACCGUUUGGACUGGACCUUUCUAAAACUUACUAUGAGGUCCCUGGGCUUCGGGCCAAACUGGUCUAACUGGCUGGAUGCCAUUUAUGCCAACCCAACAGCCAGGCUUAAAAUUAAUGGCCAAUUACCAACGGCCCCCCUGCCACCCAUACUCUUCAUUCUCACGAUGGAACCCUUUCUACAAGGGAUCAGGGAGAAUGGAGACAUCAAGGGAUUUCACAUCAAACAACAAGAAUUUAAAAUAGCAGCCUUUGCAGAUGAUGAUCUCUUCACACUGACAUCCCUGAAACCUCUUAUGAACGAAAUUGGCCAAUACCACCAGGUAUCCAACUUUCAGGUCAACUUCUCUAAAAGUGAAAUACUACCGUUACAAUUAAACACUCACUCCCGGGGACCCUGAAGGGGCUUUUCCCAUUCGCGCGGGCAGCCUUCCACAUCAGUUACUUAGGGGUGCGCCUAACUAAAGACACAUAACUCUUGAACCUGAACUACACCCCGCUACUCCAAACAAUCACUAAGGACCUGACAGCAUGGCACAAACUGCAAUUUAGCUGGCUAGGGAGGAUUAACAUCUUAAAAAGGGCCAUCCUCCCCAAGCUUCUAUACCUCUUCCAAUCCCUUUCCAUCCACGUACCCAAAUCCUUUUUCACCAGACUCAAGCAGAUUUUCACCAAAUUUGUUUGGGCAAAUAGACACCCGAGCGUCUCAUAUGAAAGCUCGCAGAGGACUCGGCAUGCCUAACAUGUACCAAUAUUACAAAGCAAUUACACUCUCAAAUACAAUGGGUGCUGUUAGAAGACUAUUUCUUUCGAGCCCCGCUUCAUACAAUCCCAUGGCACUUCUCGGGGUCAACCUUUCUAGGGGAUAGCCACACUUCCCACCCCACAAUUGCACCCACUUUGCGAGUGUGGAAGCAAAUAAGGGACUCGGCAGGCCUUUCGGUCUACCCCUAUAUCCUUUAACCAAAAACCCAGUUUCCCCUGGGACUACAAAACCAGACCUAUGACUUCAUCAACAGCCCUCCCCCACGUAGCAAGGCCUUAAAUUAAUAGUUUUCCUGGAGGGAGCCCAUGUCAAGCCCCUAGCCACGCUGACAUCCUCGGACUCUCCCUCCGCCCUACAAUCCUACCACUUCCACCAACUCUCACACUUCAUCCGCACCACCGACAAGCCGCCCUCUCACAUUUGAAACAUAUUGCGAAACACAUAUGCUAAAACGCAAACAACUCUCCAUGAUGUACAAACUACUAAAAGACGACAAACGUACACUACCAAACUUCACACAACACUGGCAACAGGAACUCAAUACAGCCCUCACUGACAUUGAAUGGAAGACCAUAUUCCAAGCCACUCACAAGUUGUCAAUCAGCACGAAUAUACAGGAGAGUAAGUACAAAAGAAUCUCUAGGUGGCACUACGACCAAACUACACAACAUAUUUCCCAACAUGGUUGACAACUGCUGGAGAUGCCACCAACCUAAUGCUACCACAACCCACAUAUGGUGGCAGUGCCCAGACAUCCAAGCAUUCUGGAACAGAGUAGUAGACAUGAUUAAAGGACCACUUCAGCUUAAUGAAGUGGUCUGGGUGCCAGGUCCACCUAGGAUUAACCCUUUCUGCUGUAAACAUAGCAGUUUCAGAGAAACUGCUAUGUUUACUUUAGGGUUAAUCCAGCCUCUAGUGGCUGUCUCGACAGCCGCUAGAGGCGCUUCCGCGCGUCUCACUGUGAUUUUCACAGUGAGAAGACGCCAGCAUCCAUAGGAAAGCAUUGAGAAAAUAAAAGGAGGAGAGUUUCCAGCACCAAGGGAGCCCCGUGCUGGAGAAAGGUAGGUUUUUAACCCCUUCCUCGCCAGCCAGGCAGGAGUGGGGGCACUAUUUUGGUCCUUUAAAGUAGUGUCAGGAGUAAGCUGACCACUCACACCGACUUGCUAUUCCUGGUAUGUCCUACCUGCCUCCCCAGACCCUUAAUCCUCCACCUACUAACAGCAGCAAAUCUAUGGAUACCGGCUAAAUGGAAACCCCCCCCCUCCUCCCUCCUCCACCAGGGAGUGAAUCCAUCAGGCUGAUGGACAAGAUUCAUGCAUCCCUCUCUCACAAGUACAACCUCUACUUACACACUUGGAGACCAUGGAUGCAUUUCCUGAGCAACUCCUCAGGGCCCCCAUAGGAACAAACGCAGGGCUCAGCAUUCCCACACUCCAAAGCACACACAUACGGUUGUCCUGACCUAGCGUAUACCACAAGGUCCGCCAAUGCACAACACAAAGCCACCACGUGUCAGAUUGGCGGGGGGGGGGGAGGGAGAAUGGAAGGAUGCCUUCCCUCAAGCAGAUACCAUACCAAGACAGCACUGCUUUGAUGGCUAUCAUUCUGUGAACACUCAGUAUACUGUGGAUAUACAUACAGGUCACUCCCCUUGAGAAGCCCUACCUAACCAUGGGUCAUCGCUGAGAAUCCCAGAAGGUUUCCUCAUGUUUCCCCAUUCUCCCCUCCCCUAGCAGGGUAUUGUUUAUUGUUAACACCCGAAACCAAUAAGGAGUAUGCCAACUUCUAAGCAACAAUGUUUUGUUAACUCUUGCUAUCCUGUAUUCCGUAGAAACCACUGAAAGACAAUGUAACCAUUUGUCAGUUUGAUACAGAUUGUAAGAACAUUGUUAUUUCAACAGCUAUGUGCAAAACAAUGUAAAUGCUCAUUGUGUUGUCAUUCAUUCAACUAUGCAUAUCUGAAAAUGAAUUGAAAAAAAUAAAGACGUGUAGGAAAAACAUACGACAAAGUAGUCCCCCCUUUGUCUUAACCCCUUAAGGACUGAGCCAAAUGUACACGUUGUGAACAAAACAAAACGUAAACAAAACCUGGCAUUUGCGCUACAUGUCUGUCCAACCGUAAUUCACCUCUUUCAUAUUAAAUGCACCCACAUUAUAUAUCAUUUUAUUCAGGGGAAACAGGGCUUUCAUUUAAUAUCAAAUAUCUAGCUAUGAAACAUUGUUUAAUAUGAAAAUGGGAGAAAAUAAGAAACAUUUUUUUUGUCAAUGUCAUAAUACUGUUUGGUUUUACUGCAAUAAAAUACACAUUUGUAUUCUGCAAAGUCUCACGUGUAAAACAGUACCUCCUAUGUACAGGUUUUAUGGCGUUUUGGGAAGUUACAGGGUCAAAUAUAGCAUGUUACAUUUGAAAUAGAAAUUCGCCAGAUUGGGUACGCUGCCUUUGAGACGGUAUAGUAGCCCAGGAAUUAAAUUGACCCCCCCUAAUGGCAUACCAUUUGCAAUAGUAGACAACCCAAGGUAUUGCAAAUGGGGUAUGUCCAGUCUUUUUUUAGUAGCCAUUUGGUCACAAACACUGGCCAAAGUUAGCGUUAGUAUUUGUUUCUGUGUUGAAAAUGCAAAAAACGCCAAUUUUGGCCAGUGUUUGUGACUAAGUGGCUACUAAAAAAGACUGGACAUACCCCGAUUGCAAUACCUUGGGUUGUCUUCUUUUGCAAAUGGAAUGCCACCAUAGGGGUAAUUUUCAGUUAUAGGGUUAAAUAUAGUGCUAGCAAAUUAAAUUCCCUAUAUUUUAGGCAUGGGUUGUCAGGCUGGUCC
This is a messenger RNA of Pelobates cultripes (western spadefoot toad), 13209 nucleotides long. The record is from the annotation of a GenBank genome assembly. Lineage: Eukaryota; Metazoa; Chordata; Amphibia; Anura; Pelobatidae.